Molecule: messenger RNA, 1522 nt
Organism: Paramecium octaurelia
Lineage: Eukaryota; Ciliophora; Oligohymenophorea; Peniculida; Parameciidae
Source: the annotation of a GenBank genome assembly
AUGCUCUAAAAUAUAGCUCAAAAAAGAGAAAAGUUUAUUAUUGGACUUAAGAAAAAAGCAAGAGAGGAGACAUUCAGAAAAAAUCGAUUCCCAUAAUCGAAAAAUGUAAUUCCAUUUUCUUCUAAUGAUAAUAUAUUUUAAUAAUCGUAUUACGAGGCAUUUGAAAAAGGCAACUAGUAGGUAAUUAAAUCAAUAUUAUAGAAGAAAUUUAACUUUAUGAAUGAUGAUCUCGAAAUAGGAGAAACAAUAACAGACUGCAUUUUCAAGGUUUAAUAAUUAAACAAUUAUUACAACGAAUAUGAUUGUGAACCUGACUAUGAUACUACCAAAGAUGUUGAACGAAUAUUCAAGAUAUUCAAUGCAGGCUAUCCUCAAAUAGAUGUAGAUAUACAUAUUAUUUUCAGAAAUCUUGCUUGCAUAUAUUAUUGGCAAUCUCAGCAGGAAAUCAUCAGCAAGUUCAACCUAUUCAUGAAUACGUACAAUAGCUGGCAGACUAUUACAAUUCCACCUACUAUACAGAAUUACAAUAGUACAUUUUGGAUAUUUUUGCAAAUAUAGCAUGUGAUUGCUAUCAAUGUCGAGACUUGAUUUUAGUGCUAGAAGUUCCAAAACAUUUAUGGUACAAUAUAUUAUAAAUUGAAGGAAAUACACACUCUAAUGCAAACAGAAAUGUCUUUUUGAUGACUUUUAUUCUAUGAUUAUAAAUUUGGAUAGAAUGAAACCAGAAAUUAAUAAAUUUAAAUUAAUCUAGUUACAUUAAAUAUUAUAAGAUCUCUACAUCUAGCUAUAUAAUGCUGAGGAAAAGAAGUAGAUUCUAAAAAUUAUGAACAGAAUUUAUUCUUAUGAUAAAUCAAAAUUAGAUUUGAGUUUUCUGAAUUAUUUAUUAAAAGGGGAUUAUGAGAAUAUGUAACUAUGUGGAGAAAUAUUUAAAUACUUUUAAUAUGUAUCAUUAUUAGGUAAUCUAUUUAUUAAUAUAAUAGAUAAUGAAAUUACUUUAAAUUUUCAAUCUCAGAUGGCUCAUACUAUAAUAAAAACAAUAAACAAAUAUAUGGAAUAAGACAAUAUUGCAAGAACAGAAUUAAAACCUUUAGUCAAAAAAGGAUUUGUGACAUUGAGUAACUUUAUUACAGAUGAUCCGCAAAAUGUCAAUGAAUUUUGGGAAGAUGUACUCCCUUAUGCAUAAAACAUCCCUUCAUUAUUUUUAGAGGUGGAUGACUUUUUUUUGUUUCUCCACAAUCUAAUCAAAUUUUCAAAGGAUGAAGAUGUUAUUAAACUAAACAAAGACUAUAAAUUAAUUAAGUAAAUAGCUUAAGAAUUAAAUGACUAUUGCGAAGAAAAAGAUAGUCAAUUUUUAUUCAAUAUUCUUUCCAUUUUAUACAGGCUUUUAAAUAUAGAUGAUACUAAUGUGAAAAUAUUUAAUGAAGAAGAUUGUGAAUCCAGAAUUUUAUAUGUUCAAAAAAUGAAUAUUUCAGAUGAAAAUUAUGAAUUAACCAAUAUGAUUUUAGAUAGGCUUGAUUAAUGA